AUGGCCAGGAUCAUCACCGUCUUUGGAGCAACCGGAAACCAGGGUGGAUCGGUCAUCGACCACAUCUUGGCCGAUAACGCCCUUUCCAAAGACUUCCGCAUUCGGGGCAUCACCAGAGACCCAGCCAAGCCUGCCUCUCAGAAGCUUGCCGAGAGAGGAGUCGAGUUGGCAACGGCCGACAUGAACUCCAAGGACUCCCUCGUCAAGGCCUUGUCUGGAUCGCACACCGUUUUUCUUGUUACCAACUACUGGGAGUCGAUGAAUGCGGACACGGAGAUCACCCAAGGCAAGAAUGUGGCUGAUGCAGCCAAGGAGGUCGGCGUCUCGCACAUCAUCUUUUCUUCUCUCCUCAACGUCACCGAGGUGACUGGAGGACGGUUGACGCAUGUCCCUCACUUUGACGGCAAGGCAAAGAUUGAGCAGUACAUUCGAUCGACCGGCGUCCCCUCGACAUUUGUUCUCCCUGGAUACUUCAUGUCAAACUAUAUCCAGAUGCUCCGUAGGGAGGAGGAUGGGUCGUACACUCUGGCUUACCCAGUUGGCGACAAGGCCAAGUUCCCGCUCUUCGAUGCGGCCUCUGACACGGGCAAAUUCGUCAAGCCCGCGCUCAAAGACCCCCAGUCGUUCAAAGGAAAGCACAUCCUCGCCGCCACCGACUACUACACCCCCGAGAGAGUUCUGUCCGAGUUUGAGGAGGUCACUGGUAAGAAGACCAAGUAUGUACAGGUUUCGGCAGAGCAGUACAAGUCGUUUUUGCCCGCGGCCAUGGCCGAGGAGAUGCUGGAGAAUCACUUGUUUGUUGAGGAGCCUGGCUACUACAAUGGAGCUUCCCUGGAGGAGAGUUUGAGCGUGCUCGAGGAUAAGCCGACCACGUGGAAGGAGUUCAUCACCAAGAGCGGCGCCUUUUAA
Molecule: messenger RNA, 909 nt
Organism: Fusarium keratoplasticum
Lineage: Eukaryota; Fungi; Ascomycota; Sordariomycetes; Hypocreales; Nectriaceae
Product: NmrA domain-containing protein
Exons: 3
Coding region: 1-909 (302 amino acids)
Source: RefSeq, a predicted model, not a curated record